AUGUCGUCCAAUAACAACCUCUACGACCCGGACCAAGAUGCUGUAAAUACGCGCUGGAUACAACCUUGGAGUGAAGCAUUUCGGGCGCAACGUGAUGUCGGGCUCCGCAUCCCCAUUGACUUCCAUACCUUGGCGGCAGUCUCUUUGACGCAAGCUUGCUUUGUUGACAACCAGUUUGAGCACAACGCAUUUCAGAAGUGCUUCUCCAAUCUCCUUGGAGUCGGAUUCCCUAGAUUCGAGGUGGACGUCUACUGGGAUGCAUUACGAUCAGUAUGGAGUCUGUGUCCGGUUGAGCUUCCGCUUAAUGAUACCGAAGUUCAAAGCGAUGCACCUGUAAUCUCUGGUCCGACUAUCUCCGUCUCUACAGGGACUGCGAAUGCUAGAGUACCAGAGACUACUGCGACGAUGCCAGCGCCACUGAAAGUUCGUCAGGGUGGUUCGGCAUCGAGUCAAUCUGAGUUAUCAUCUGUCACAGUGGAAAACCCGUUACCCUCAAGCUCGCCUGGUCCAACAAGUCCCUCCGCACAGCCGACUAUAAUCAGCUUUCCGACUGUGAAGGGUCCCCCAAUCUUGCAGAUUGGACGCUACAACUGCACCUCACAAAUGACUUUAGGUCUUUUGACUGGAUUGCUGGAAGACUUUCUCGACAAGACAUCCACAACGACCGGCGCCUUUGUCACGUUCCUCAAUCUCAACAUCCAUGCUGCAGCAACUCUCUCAAACCCGAAUGGCCCGGCACCGCAGCUCACUGAAGAUCAAGUACCAAAAUCCGGCGAUCUUUUGAGUGACAUCGUGAACGGUAACCUCUCGAGCGUCCUGUAUUCUCCAAAAACCCUAGCAGAGCAGCGUGCGAAUCUGAACAGUAGCUGGUAUGACGUGGAGUGGGAAAACCUUCCUGCACAGGGCUACUACGAAUCUUCUCAGAACUCAGCAGGCAACAUCUUCACCCAAAGUGGUUGGCCGACUGAGGUGUUGAUGGAGUUUCAGGACCUGAAGCGCCUCAUCACGAGUUAUGGCACAGUCGAUGACCAGAUGACGGCGUACGAUAUCAGCGGCGAUUUGGAAGACAUAUUUCCUCCCGGUACCAUUACCAAUCAGCGACCGGUCUUGUUCGAUACUACUGGACAAAUUAGUUCUGGAUGCUACUUCCCGUCUGUCGAAAACACGAUUACUUUACAGACAAACUCGUCGUUCGCUCGUGCGUUGCCACCAACAGUGAACAUCGAUACCAACCCCGACCUCAUGAGUCCAAUCUCAUCUGUGUCUAACUUGACCCGUUGCGGUAUUAUUCCUUUCUUAAACCAGUCACUCGCAAGCACCACAGCAGACAAAAAUCCCUUGCCUUAUGCCGCGUAUGUGCAUUCAACCCUCUGGUCAUGGGCACCAGGCCAACCCUUAAACGUGACGAGAAGUAGUUCCACCGCCAAUCGCUGUGCAGUCAUGAGCACCUCUUCCUAUCCUGGCCGAUGGGAGGUGACGGACUGUCGUAGUCGAUAUCGCGGAGCUUGUCAGAACCCACAACAACCAUACUAUUGGGAAAUCUCGUCUGAUAAUUCCGAUUUCAAUAGCGCCACUGCGCUAUGUCGCUCGCCGUUACAAUUCGCUGUUCCGCACACUGCGCUCGAAAAUGCACAUCUUUUCGCUGCCUUGCAGAACUCCAGCAAGCCCAACGAGCCAAUCUACAUCAAUCUCAAUCAGCUUAAUACUCCAGACUGUUGGGUCAUCGGCAUCAAUGGCACAUGUCCAUAUCUUCAAUCCACAGACACAAAUCGUACGCGCAUAGUGGUUAUACCUACGGUAGCCGCUGUCAUCAUCUUUGUUCUAGCGGUAUUCACCUUUUUUGUCAAGUGUGCAUCGAAUAGAAGGGAAGACAGAAGGGGUAGAAGUAGAAAGAUGGUUGGCGGAUGGGAUUAUGAAGGCGUGCCCAGUUGA
Molecule: messenger RNA, 1932 nt
Organism: Ascochyta rabiei
Lineage: Eukaryota; Fungi; Ascomycota; Dothideomycetes; Pleosporales; Didymellaceae
Product: Maintenance of telomere capping protein 6
Exons: 2
Coding region: 1-1932 (643 amino acids)
Source: RefSeq, a predicted model, not a curated record